AUGCCGCCCUCCCUUCUGCCGGGCCACGGCAGCGAGAAGGCGUCCGGCCACCCGGCAGGCUCUGGCCAUCUCCUUGCGGGCAGCACCAGCCACUCUGAAGGCGCCCCGCUCCUCCUGCCUGCUGCAAAGGGGGAAGACACGAAACAACCCCAAGUCACCGUCUGCGAGGCUCACUUCAGGCUGCCCGAUUUCUGCAGCAGCCUCUCCCAGGACUUCAUUCCCACCUUGGAGGAGAUUGAGGAGUUCCUAAGGGAGAAGGCCGAGUUCCUCAAAGACGAAGCAAGCGAGCUUCACCCAGCUGGAGGGAAGGUGGAGAUCAAAUCUGAGAUCAGCUUAGGCAGCUCUGGGGGACAGCCUGUCUCCGGUGUGGUUCAAGAAGAUAAUGUCUCAAAUGCUGCUCAGCCUGGAGGGACAGCUGAUGGCAGUGACCAGGCGGUAGCUGCUGGGAGCAUUCCUGUUGUCCUCCAGAUCCAGCCCCUCCAGAUGGACAGUGGCAGCCCGCUAGCACAGAGUGCCACCGGUGGGGUCAGGGUGGCCCAGCUGGUUAUCAGCUUGCAGGGCCAAAACCUGUCGCUCCUCCCUCAGGUCCAGCCCCCUGUGACCAUCAUGGACCAAAAGUAUGUCAGAAUUGCCCCCCUACCAGUCGCCACGAGGCCAGGGGAUGGGCAAGAGGUGGAGGCAACCCUCAAGUAUCAGAAAGCCCCCCCUUCCCUCGUCCGGGUCCAUAAGUGCUCGCACCCAGGCUGUGGCAAGAUGUACACCAAGAGUUCCCACCUCAAGGCUCACUUUCGGCGGCACACGGGCGAGAAGCCCUACACGUGUGCUUGGCCCAACUGUGGCUGGCGGUUUUCCCGGUCGGAUGAGCUCUCCCGUCACAAGCGCUCCCACUCGGGUGUCAAGCCGUACCAGUGUGCUGCCUGCGAGAAGAAGUUUGCCCGCAGCGACCAUUUAGCCAAACACGUGAAGAUCCACCGGGGCCAGCCGUACAGCCAGGGGACGCUUCAGGGGGGCAGCAGAAGUUAA
Molecule: messenger RNA, 1023 nt
Organism: Leptosomus discolor (cuckoo roller)
Lineage: Eukaryota; Metazoa; Chordata; Aves; Leptosomiformes; Leptosomidae
Product: Krueppel-like factor 15
Biological process (GO): regulation of transcription by RNA polymerase II
Molecular function (GO): RNA polymerase II cis-regulatory region sequence-specific DNA binding; DNA-binding transcription factor activity, RNA polymerase II-specific
Source: RefSeq, a predicted model, not a curated record